Messenger RNA from Lactuca saligna, 502 nucleotides. NCBI's taxonomy places the organism in Eukaryota, Viridiplantae, Streptophyta, Magnoliopsida, Asterales, Asteraceae. The record is from the annotation of a GenBank genome assembly.
UGAGUAUGCAGGAAGCUAAACUGGCCAAGGAGAAGAUGCAUGGGAAAUUGGCAUGUGGAAGGCCUUUAGUAGUGCGACUUGCUAAAGAGAAGUACUUGAUGGAAAUGGCUGAAAAAUCAUGUGGUAGUGGUAGUGAGUCAAAUGGAUUGGGUACCGGGUCGGGUCAAAUGGCCCGAAGUGCAAAAAUAGCUGCAAUAAAGAACAAGUUGAAGGCCAUGGAAGAAAAUGAUCAUGUUACAAAGAGGCAGAAGCAAAAGUAGAAAGAUAAUGCAAGUUGUGUUUUUAGUAUUUGUAUGAGUAAUGGAUAUCUCUCUCGAUAAUACUCUUAUAUUUCAAAAAACAAAUCUCACAAUAUUGAGUAGUUAUUAUAAUAUUUGUUAUUUUUAGGUGAAAGGAGUUGAAAGGAAAAAAGAAGUAAGAUUGAAAAAGCACCAUAACGCUAACAUUUCAUAAUUUUUUUUAAUGUAAACGGUUAUUGAAAGAACUUUGGAUUUAGAGAAUG